This is a messenger RNA of Hermetia illucens (black soldier fly), 504 nucleotides long. RefSeq lists its product as uncharacterized. Lineage: Eukaryota; Metazoa; Arthropoda; Insecta; Diptera; Stratiomyidae. The coding region runs from base 74 to 385 and encodes 103 amino acids. The transcript is spliced from 2 exons. The record is from RefSeq and is a predicted model, not a curated record.
UUAUUAUUAAGUUUUUGGCUUCGUCUAAACGAGUUCAGUUGGUCUUUUAAUUGAGAAAAAAUAAGAAGUACAAAUGUGGUUUCACGCAAUUUUGUUGUGCUUGGUCUUUUCAAGCAUAUUUGCUGCAGAGGAAAAGAGUCUAUGCACGCUGCCUUUUACGAGAGGAAGGACACAGAUUUCACACAGAGAGUUGCCGGAAGAUAUUCAAACUAAAGUUAAGCAAUCAUACAACGGAGAGUUUAUUUGUGCAAGUCGCAAAUUGGGGGAAGCCGAAGUCUACAGUGUUCAAGUAUUUGAUAGAGGCUAUGCUUGCGAGGUGGCCUUUACAGCAUUUCCUAAUAAAACUUCAACAUGGACAGUAGAAAAAUGCAAUAACGGAGUGUGAAAAGAAUAAUAAGAUGAAUUUUCCAACGCUUGUACUUUAUUAUUUUGUAGGAAGCUGGUGGCUAUCGUUUCCAACGAAUGGAAAUGAUAUUAUUGCGAGAGUUAUAUGCAGAAAUUAAA